This is a messenger RNA of Amorphotheca resinae ATCC 22711, 1536 nucleotides long. RefSeq lists its product as hypothetical. The record is from RefSeq and is a predicted model, not a curated record. The coding region runs from base 1 to 1536 and encodes 511 amino acids. Gene Ontology annotation, molecular function: FAD binding; oxidoreductase activity. Lineage: Eukaryota; Fungi; Ascomycota; Leotiomycetes; Helotiales; Amorphothecaceae. The transcript is spliced from 4 exons.
AUGCGAAGCAUUCGAAGUUGCCUGUGCCUUGCUACGUUGAUAGCUCAGGUAGCUUGUGAUGCUGUGGUGGACGGCAAGUUAUCCUUCUACACCUCGUCCUGGGAGAAUUGGGACGAGAAUACAGCGCGAUGGUCAGCGUACGAAGCGCCUACUUUCUCCGCCGUAUUCAAGCCCGAAACCGAGGCCGAGCUAUCUCAGGGUAUAGAAUAUCUUGCGAAAUACAAUAUCCCGUACCUGGCAACUAAGCCAGGUGGUCAUGGUAAUGUACCCACACUGGGUAAUUACCAAAAUGUUGUCCAGAUCAAUUUGGACAAUUUUCGACAUGCGGUCAUGAACUCGGACCACAGCAUCACCAUCGGCGGUGGUGCAAAAAUGGUAGAUCUCAUACCGACGCUGCACAGAGCAGGUAGAGAGAUGACUGUUGGAUCCUUCCCUUGCGUUGGUGUUCAUGGCGUGAUGCUCGGUGGUGGCAUGGGCCGCUUGAUGGGCAGAUACGGUUUGAUAAGUGAUGCACUGCUCCAAGCAAAGGUGGCGCUUUGGAAUGGCACAAUCGUUGAGGCUUCAGAAAAGGUCAACCCAGACCUGUUCUGGGGCCUGAGGGGCGCCGGUCACAACUUUGGCGUUGUCCUCGAGUCAACCUAUAAGACUUGGCCGGACGAAGGCGGUCUGCACUACAAUGCUGAUAUGGUCUUCACAGACGACUCUCUUGACGGAGUAGUGAAUACUUACAGAGAGAUUGUCCAGGAUGGUUUGGACCCAUCCUUGUUCUUGAUCCUAGGUUAUAUGUAUGAUGCGGAUGCAAAGAAGCCUCUGCUCAUUAUGAAUGUUGUCUAUGCACACAAUGAAGAAAAAGGCCGCCGAGUAGCAGGCAGAUUUGCUUCAAGCCCGAAGGGAACUGCAGAACCCAUUACGCGGAUCUCUUUCAAGGAGUCAAAUAUGAACUUCUCCGAGCUCGGGUCAGGGAAAGCUGUCCCUGGCGUGUGCGAUGUAAACCUGAAGAACACUUUGUACACCGCUAGCACACCAAGCCUCUUUGAGACCGGCGCUAUGAAAGCUGUCUAUGAGUCGUUUGGCUCUUUUGUGCGCGCGCACCCGGGUGCUAACCGCUCGAUCCUGCUUUUCGAGGCGGCGGAUGGUAAGGCUGUGGACGCAUUGCCCCAUGACUAUUCGGCCUAUGCGCAUCGUGGAAUGAUGACCACCAAUGCAAUCAUCCAGGCGACGUGGGAUGAGGAUGAGGAUGGCAUUGUAGCAGAGGCCGCUAAUGCCUGGGGGAAGGGGGCCCGGGACUUGCUGGCGAAACCAGAGGUAUCUGGUUAUGACAAGCUUCACGCAUACGUGAACUAUGCAAAUAGAGAUGAGCCACUCGCGGCGCUGUAUGGAUAUGACGAGAAACGGCAACGGAGGUUGACGGCUUUGAAGCAGAAAUAUGACCCGCACGGAUGCUUCAAUGCAUAUCGUCCCUUGCCGUUGGAUAUGAGUGGUUGGGAACUACCGACAGCUUCAGGGGCUCCUCAAAGAACGAGAGAUGAGCUAUAG